AUACGGAAUGUUUAUAGCGGAAGAAGGCCUUACUGUUGGGGAUGAUAGAGUGCUGUUUUAAAUGGCAGUGCUGUUUCAAAUCGCCAAAGCGGAGCAGUCAAUCGGAGUUUUAGGAGUCCGGAGAGUGUUAUUCGAAUUUGCGAUCUCCGGGCAUCUCCGGACCAGGAACAAACUCCGCAGUGGAUCUGCAACCGGCACCAACGGAGUUUGCAGAUUAAAUACACUGAUGGCCUGUCGUGACGGAUCGGAUCGCACGCAGUGGUCACUGGUGGGAUUCAAAGGCCCACUGCGACACAACUCAAUCAAGCAAUUCAAGCUCAAUAAUCCAUCACCCCUGAUGAUGUUUGAUCGCCCAUUGUUUUCUGGUCACAGACAUGUCAACCACCUCUGGCUUAAAAUCGUGGCAGGGCAUAUCCUCAUAUCCACAGGGGCGACCUUCCAAAUGAAGAUGAGUCCAUGGCGAUAUUCCCUGUGGCAGUCCCGACUCCCGACUGUCUAUAACGAGACUAUGAACAAUCGAAUCACUGCACAAUUUAUUGACUUGGGUGUUUGCCAUGCCGUGAGCCAUGCACACCUAGCGCGGUUGAGGGUAAUUCGAAAUCUAGGCUGCACCACCCUUCAGAAGAUGCCUUAGCUUGAAGCGUCAGGUUUCCAAGUUGCGGUUCGCAUUUGUGAUGCACUGCUUUUCUCCGGUCUCUUCUCCUGAAACCGUCAAGCCUCACAGGGGAAGGGGCCGUCGAGAUGGCAGAAAGAUCCCAUCCACCAUACCGGCACGUCGUCAACACAAGAUAACGAUUAUGAUUAGCCGGUUGUAGGGGUACAUUAAAUCCAUCUCAUGGUAGCCUAGGAGUUCAACCAUAAAUUUCUUCCAAAGCAGUAACUGUUACUAGCUUCAUUUAUCAACAAGACA
This is a messenger RNA of Puccinia graminis f. sp. tritici CRL 75-36-700-3, 910 nucleotides long. RefSeq lists its product as uncharacterized. NCBI's taxonomy places the organism in Eukaryota, Fungi, Basidiomycota, Pucciniomycetes, Pucciniales, Pucciniaceae. Bases 62 to 634 code for a protein of 190 amino acids. The record is from RefSeq and is a predicted model, not a curated record. The transcript has a single exon.